Messenger RNA from Aspergillus pseudotamarii, 1074 nucleotides. RefSeq names its product metal homeostatis BSD2 family protein. Gene Ontology annotation, cellular component: Golgi apparatus; perinuclear region of cytoplasm; endoplasmic reticulum. Bases 1 to 1074 code for a protein of 357 amino acids. Lineage: Eukaryota; Fungi; Ascomycota; Eurotiomycetes; Eurotiales; Aspergillaceae. Gene Ontology annotation, biological process: ubiquitin-dependent protein catabolic process; metal ion transport; vacuolar transport. The transcript is spliced from 3 exons. The record is from RefSeq and is a predicted model, not a curated record.
AUGAGCUCGCAGCGCUAUCAAAGGGUAAACGCCCACGAUGAAGAUGAACAACCGCAAUCACAAUCGUCAAUUCCUCUCCGGGGAACACCAAACUCCCCCCCUCCCUCAUUUCGCUCUCGUUCCACCUCUCCAUCAUCCAGACGCCUUCUCCAUGACGACCCCCUAAACGACGAUGCAGACCAGACGCUGGCUGACGCAUUUGAUGACGAGAGUGACUCCGAAGCGGAUGAGCCAGAUGACCGUCAGCGACUAAUGCGGGCUCAGCCGGGAUCGCGACCAGUGGCAGAUGGCAGCAGUGCGACCGCUAGUUCUUCAUCUGGAGUUGGUAAUGAACGGCAACAGUCCAGUGAGCAGCAUGGUGGGAUGCAAAGGAGGCAGACAAUACUACCUAGUUUCAGUACUGGUAGCCGAGUGAUCCGUUCGACGAAUGACGGUGUCUUUGCAAACCUGGCGGCUAAGCCGGAGCGUGGGGAGAAAACUGAAGACCUCCCUCCGUCCUAUGAAGAGGCGGCUGCUGACGCUACCCCUCCGUACUGGGAGACUACGAUUUUGGCCCCCGGGAUCUCAUCCGACGAGGUGUACGUGGAUGGGUUGCCAGUGGGGUCCGUCUUUUCAUUUGUCUGGAACGCUAUGAUCUCCAUGUCCUUCCAACUGGUCGGUUUUCUCCUGACCUACCUUCUCCAUACUACGCAUGCAGCGAAGAAUGGAAGUAGGGCUGGUCUCGGUCUUACCCUCGUACAAUACGGAUUCUACAUGAAAGGCGGAAGUGAUACGAAACCAGACGAUGGUACAGACCAAUACGUGACACCUCCAGAUCCCAACAGUCAUAAUUUCGACCCCAGCACCGUAACCGAUGGAUCUGGGAGUGACGGCGGCGGUGGCGGUGUAUCUGGGAUCUCCACGAGUGAAUGGAUUUCAUACGUUCUCAUGAUUGUUGGUUGGUUUAUCUUAAUCCGCGCUAUCAGCGACUUUCUACGGGCCCGACGCCACGAGCAGCUGGUGCUGCAAAGUCCUGACCGAGGCCUUCCUGUGCCGAUCAUUGCGACAAAUGAAAGAACAGAGACCGUUGUUUAA